Molecule: messenger RNA, 1959 nt
Organism: Phycomyces blakesleeanus NRRL 1555(-)
Lineage: Eukaryota; Fungi; Mucoromycota; Mucoromycetes; Mucorales; Phycomycetaceae
Exons: 4
Coding region: 1-1959 (652 amino acids)
Source: RefSeq, a predicted model, not a curated record
AUGAACAAUAGGAACGACAACAAUCUACACUCUGAAAUUGCAGAAGCAGCGAUUGCUGAUUUCAAUGAAAUAUUUAGCAUUGGAAGAGAAUUUGACUCCAUCAGCCAUAUACGGGAAAUGUUACAAGAAUACGGCAAAAAAUACAGCGUCGCAUUCAUAACGAAAAAUUCAAAGAGAAGUGAUCUAAAAAUUAUUUGCAAACAUACUGGAAAAUAUCGAGAAAAAGAUAAGAGAAGAAAAGAUAGUGCCGGUGCUUUUGCAAGUUUGUCUGCUACUGCUGUUGCUACUGCUACUGCUUUUACUUGUCCAUCUUCCUCUUCCUCCUCUGCGUGUUCCUAUAAUACUUCACAAGAAAAUAAAGUAAUUAGAAACGCGUACAGAGGUUUCAAAAGGAUUCCGUGCACAUGCUAUAUCUAUGCCAUAAAAGAUGAUUAUGGCUGGUUGACUAUACAAAGCCGAGAAGCAAGACACAACCACAGAGUCAGACCUCAGAGAAAUAGCAUCAGUAACAGCAAGAGCAAUGGUUAUUUUAAUUACUACCUUACUAAAAAAGAAGGCGAUGAAGAAGAAGAAGAACAACAGCAACAACAACAAAGAGAGGAAGAAGAAGCAAGACAAAUAAAAGAAGAAGACCUCGAAACCAACAGCGUAUCCACAGCCACAACCACAACGACCGUUUAUGCUCCUAUCGGUCAGGCCAAGCAAAAUAGAAGUAGUUGUGCUGGGACCAAUGGACGAGAUAUAAUGGGAGAGCCUACUAGUAAUCAUAUCACAAGUACGGACGGAUUGACAACUCAAUUAAAUGAUUCUCUAGCCAAUGACAUCGAAAAAAUGAAAAUCGGGCACCUAAAAGCAAACAAGUGGUGUGAAAAUACGGAUUGUGAACGAGAAUUAUGCGGGAGAACCGAAAUAUACGAUUAUCGUGGACCCUUAACACCUGACAAUCAUGAUUCCCAGUCUAUGGAAAACGAUAUGGACCAGGAUACAGACAUAAACACUUUUGCGAACAGUGACACAGAAACCGAAACCGAAUUGAAUAGUCUUUCUGAGAUAUCCGAUAACCUGGCAUCAAAGCUGUUGCGUGCAGUGCACAAGAUGCUGGGAUAUUACAAUAGCAUCGACGACCUAAAUGAAAAGAAACGAAUCAUAUACGUUAUCAAUAGUAUCGGAGAUGGUGCGGCCAACCAGUCGAACUUUGAGGAACUAUUCAAGGAAGACGCUGCAGAAUCUUCUAAACAAAAGAACGAAGCCCAAAAGACCAAGAAUCUUGACAGCAAUAGUUCAAAAUUCAGAAAAAGACCAAAAGUCGACAAGUUCGAGGACAAAUUAAGAUCUGCAUAUAUGCAGUUUCAGAAAGACCUUGAUGAAAUUGAGAUCAUUGGAUCAGAGUCUGUCAGAAAUUCGCUGAAAAACCUGGACAUAACGCCUGACCGGUUGACCAAGGUUACCGUUCCAAAGGCGGAUGGAAACUGUGGAUUUAGAGCGGUUGCUAUAGCAAUCUACAACAAUGAAGAAGAAUGGCCCAAGGUGAAGGACAAGAUGCUAAAAAAGUAUCUAGAGUACAGAGACACAUUCUACAAGACACGAAUAGACAGUUCUCAUGAGUCGUUCAGCCGACCUCCCAUGGCCGAAAUCCUGAAGGACAAGAACAGCCCACUUCCGACCAAACACUGGUUCGACACCAUGGACUGUCCGCAGAUUGUGGCCGAUACAUUCAAGUAUGCCGUAGCCCUCUACAAUGAAAAUCAUGUAAAGGAAGGCAACAAUACUCUCUUUCUUCCUUUUAAGUCUCAGCCAAUCCAGCGAGAACCGAUCAUUCUUUAUCUCCAGAACUCACACUUUGUAUUGGUCGAACGUAAACCAAGCACGGCUCGCAUGAGGUGGCCGACUAUCAACCUAUACCACAAGAACAUAGUUUCCCAAAACCACUUUGCAGAUUUUUCUUUAGUCUAUGAUUAA